Messenger RNA from Cinclus cinclus, 2118 nucleotides. RefSeq names its product solute carrier organic anion transporter family member 1B3-like. NCBI's taxonomy places the organism in Eukaryota, Metazoa, Chordata, Aves, Passeriformes, Cinclidae. Gene Ontology annotation, biological process: sodium-independent organic anion transport; transmembrane transport. The record is from RefSeq and is a predicted model, not a curated record. Gene Ontology annotation, cellular component: membrane. Bases 1 to 2118 code for a protein of 705 amino acids. The transcript has 14 exons. Gene Ontology annotation, molecular function: protein binding.
AUGACAGUGGAAACCAAAUACAGCAAUGUCAAUGACUCAAGUCAGGAAGGAGAACCUGACCAGCUUUUGGAUGAUGAAGGAAACAAAAAUCCACCAGCCAAAAAGACUUCCUCUUGCACUGGAUUGAAGGUAUUUCUGGCUGCUCUGUCAUUCAGCUACUUCAGUAAAGCCUUGUCUGGUACGAUAAUGAAAAGCUCUAUCACUCAGAUUGAGCGGAGGUUUGACCUGACAUCAUCUACUGCAGGUUUCAUCGACGGGAGCUUUGAGAUGGGCAACUUGCUGGUGAUUGCAUUUGUAAGCUAUUUUGGAGCUAAGCUUCAUAGGCCCAAAGUAAUAGCUGUGGGAUGCUUUACUAUGGCUUUGGGAUGCUUUUUAUCAGCCAUGCCUCAUUUCUUCAUGGGAUACUAUAAGUAUGAGACAACAUCACAUACAGGUGCUUCAGCCAACUUAACUUCCAGCACAAAUCCCUGCACCCUCCAUCAAGAUGUGAAUGACACUGUUCUGGAAGUCUCACGAUCAGGCUGUGAGAAGGAGCCAUCAUCAUACAUGUGGAUAUAUAUCUUACUGGGAAACAUGUUACGUGGGAUUGGUGAGACACCAAUAACACCACUGGGCAUCUCUUACCUUGAUGAUUUUGCUAAAGAAGAGAAUGUUCCUGUGUAUGUAGCAUGUUUGCACACAAUAGCCAUGAUGGGCCCCAUGUUUGGUUUCCUGUUGGGAUCUCUAUGUGCAAAACUGUACGUGGAUAUUGGAUUUGUGGAUCCAGGGAGCAUCACUAUCACCCCACAGGAUUCCCGCUGGGUGGGUGCAUGGUGGCUUGGCUUUUUAAUAGGUGGAAUAACCAGUUUCCUAUCUGCUAUUCCAUUCUGCUUCCUGCCAAGGAGUCUGAAAAAGCCAGAUGAAGCUAAUAAGGACAAAACUUCUCAUGGUCUCUUGGAAAGCAUGGGUGCCAUGAGGAACAAACUUUCUCCUGAAAAAACUAAGCCAAGGAAGUGGUCAUUAAUGCUGAAAGAUUUCUAUAACUCCCUGAAAAAAGUAUUGGGUAAUCGAAUGUACUUUACAUUUUUGUGUUGCUCACUGUUACAGUUCAGUGGUUUUAUUGGGUUCUUGACUUACAAACCAAAGUACAUGGAACAGCAGUAUGGACAAUCUACAUCCAAAUCCAACUUUCUAAUAGGAAUUACAUCCUUACCUCCUGUAGGCCUUGGAAUUUUCCUAGGAGGGCUUAUAAUGAAAAAGUACAAAAUGGGCAUCAUUGGAGCAACAAAGUUUUCAUUUAUCAUGUCAUUUUUGUCCUAUGCUAUCAGUUUGCUACACUUUUUUGUUGGCUGUGAUAACUAUGUGGUGGCAGGAAUGACAGUGUCCUAUGAAGGCAACCCCAUUCCGUACCACAACAAUUCUUUAUUUUCUGCAUGCAACUCUCACUGCAAAUGUGCCUCCAACGUGUGGGAUCCUGUGUGUGGAGCCAAUGGAAUCACCUAUGUUUCGGCAUGUCUGGCUGGGUGCACCACUUCCACGGGACAUGGAAAGAACACAGUCUUCCAUAACUGCAGAUGUCUUGAAAUCAACAGUUCAUGGUCAGGAAACACUUCUGCCACCUUGGGGCAGUGUCCAAAAAAUGAUCAUUGUUCGAUGAAGUUCAUUUAUUACACAGUCAUACAAGUCAUAGGUGGGUUUUGCUAUGCCCUGGGAGCCACUCCUUCAUACAUGCUUAUAUUUAGAUGUGUUCAGCCAGAGUUCAAAGCUCUCGCAGUUGGUCUAUACACACUCGUUAUGAGAAUGCUGGCUGGGAUUCCAGCACCAGUUUAUUUUGGGGCGGCCAUCGACAGGACAUGCUUGAAAUGGGGAAGAACCAGCUGUGGGAAGCAAGGGGCUUGCAGGCUCUAUGACUCCAAUGCACACAGGUAUGUCUUCCUUGGUUUAGGAGCAAUUUUAAGAGGUCCUUCCUUCUUGGUUGGAAUAAUUUUUUAUACAUUGAUAAAGAAACACUUUCAAAACAAGAACUCCAGGCCUCUAGAGAAUGGACAAGAAGAUGCUGCUGUGAAUAAAGAAGACAACUGCAAGAUCAAAGAACGUUUACCAGGUUCUUCUGAUGCAGAGAAUGAAUCCUCUAUCUAG